Molecule: messenger RNA, 789 nt
Organism: Stylonychia lemnae
Lineage: Eukaryota; Ciliophora; Spirotrichea; Sporadotrichida; Oxytrichidae
Source: the annotation of a GenBank genome assembly
AUGAUUGUAGACCAUAAAAUAAUCGUUGAGGAUAGUAAUGCUUGCACUGGAGAGUUUGUGAUUUACAGCUUGCUAGAAUUAUAUCUUAGAAAUUAGAAUAAUGGGGUUAUUUUUGUAGCUGCAUCCCAGUCAUUUUCUCAUUAUUAAGCAGUUCUUAAGAAACUUACUAUGAUUGAUAGCUCUCAAUUAGUGUAUCUAGAUCAGUUCGGAAAGCCUUUUGAUUAUAAUGUAUUUGAUAACCUGCCUUUAUCCCAGGCAAUCCCAAACACGCAUACUUCAAAAUUGCCAAAGAAAGUUCAGUUCUAAUAAUUUACAUUAGUAGAUAGCGAUUAAAUGCUGGAUAAGAAUUUCAAAUCACUGUUCACCAAGAUUGAGAAAUCAUUAAAGCAGAUGCAAAACGAUGGCAAAUAAGUGCUUGUUUUGGUUGAUAAUAUAAAUAUCAUGAUUAAUGGUUGCUACACAAAGAGUGAGUUAGAUUUCAUCGAGAUUAUGAAUGAAUUUACAGCAAUCGCUGAUAGAGACGCUAGGAUGUCAGUGGCUAUUGGAGUGAAUAGAGAUUUAUUUGAUUGUGAAAGCACAAUGGAUUUAGACUUUUAUAGAGAGAUUAAGAAUUCAGUAUUUGACUCAGUCUAUGAGCUUAAUAGAAAUCUCAGUGGAUACUCUAGAGAUGUCCAUGGCUAGCUAAAUAUCAUUAGAAAUAAGCAUAAUAUAGGGGAACAGAGUGUCAAAAAUGUGAAGUUCAGACUUACUGAAAAUAAAGUAGAGUUGUUCGAGCACUUCACUAUUUGA